Lindgomyces ingoldianus is the source of this 2625-nucleotide messenger RNA. Its product is annotated as DNA polymerase epsilon subunit B. Gene Ontology annotation, biological process: error-prone translesion synthesis; DNA-templated DNA replication. NCBI's taxonomy places the organism in Eukaryota, Fungi, Ascomycota, Dothideomycetes, Pleosporales, Lindgomycetaceae. The transcript has 3 exons. Bases 49 to 2625 code for a protein of 858 amino acids. The record is from RefSeq and is a predicted model, not a curated record. Gene Ontology annotation, cellular component: epsilon DNA polymerase complex. Gene Ontology annotation, molecular function: DNA binding.
CUCCAACACACAAUCCCAUACAUAACACUUCUGGUCUGUUACUUUGCGAUGGCGACAGCUAGGCGGCCGGAUAAGCCUUCUGCGAUUCUAGAUAACCCAAUCCCUUCCUCAUCGCCUGCAUUUGGCACCCCCGUCCACCCCAUCCUUCCCCGCCAGACCGUCCCAAUACGCGCACCGCCGGCGCUGAAGCCCGUCACAAAGCAAACAGUCCUACCCAUAUUGCUCCCACCGGCAACUUUACGACCGCUUGCUUUCCGAACAUUCACCAAGAAGCACAAUCUCACUCUCACAUCUUCGGCUCUACAAGCAUUAGCAACCUUCAUUGGGAGGCAAUGCGGUUCAGGAUGGAGAGAAGAAGGUCUUGCAGAGAAAGUGCUUGAGGAGGUAGCGAAGACCUGGAAGAAGUGCAGUAGCCAGGUGAUCGUAGAGGGCGAGGGUGAGACGCUGAGGAACAUACUUAAGACGCUUGAGGGGUCUAUGAGCGGAGGGAGAAUAGCCCCUGGUUCGGGAUUGAGCAGGCAAACAAGCUUCACUUUUGCAUCUGAGCCAAGUGCGCAAAAUAUAGUGGGCUUCGGCGGGAGACCCGCACUCGAGAGCCAAGCCAGCUUCGGCAUGUCAAAUCUCGAGGCCGAGGAACAGGAAGAGGAGGAGGAUGUUUUAAAGGACCCACGAGAGUGGAUGAAGGUAGUAGGGGCAUUUGAGCAGCCAAAGCUUUUCUACAAUGUAACCCAGAAGCAUUUUGAAAAGUCUACGACAAAACCCUCCCUCUUCCCAGAUCCGUCUCACAAAACCCAUCUUUUCCGCCAACGCUAUCACGUCGUUCACCAACGGAUACUGCGCAAUGAGACGUUUCAGACUCCAACUUUCUCCGUCGCCCGCUCGUCCUCGUUGAAUCGAACAGGCUCUAUAUCUACUUCUCAAACGACUACGAUAACCCCUAUUGCCAAUUUGCUUGGAAGAAGUGGCAGUACGCAUCUUCUCUUGGGCAUGCUCACCGUCUCACCCACCGGCUCCCUAGCACUUUCGGAUCUCACUGGCACAAUAGCUCUUGAUCUCCAACACGCGCGCCCAAUUCCUGAAAAUGGAGCUUAUUUCGUGCCAGGAAUGAUCGUGCUAGUGGACGGAAGCUACGAAGAAGACUACGGCAAUCUAGCUGCGGGCUCAAAUUCCACGCUCGGAGGUAUGAGCGGUAUAGGUGGUACAGUCGGCGGAAAGUUUAUCGGCUUUUCAGUCGGCCAACCACCUUCAGAACGGCGAUCCACCACCCUCGGUGGCACUGUCGAGGAGGCCGACAAAAAUAGUCUUUCAGGUCCAGCAUUCGGAUGGACGGACUUCCUAGGCCUAGGUUCCGAGCGCGCAACUGGGUCCCGAAUGUCACGCAUUGCAUCAAAACUUCUCUCUCCAAGCUCUCUCCACAAUAUUGUUGUAGCAUCAGACCUCCACCUCGAUAUCCCCUCCACGCUCUCAUCUCUCCGCACACUACUUCGCACAUACACCCCCGACCCAGCAGACCCGCAUCCCGUCUAUCCACUCGCCAUUGUGCUGAUGGGAAAUUUCAGUUCAAAAGCCAGUUUGGCCGGUGUUCCCGGUGCGGCUAGUAUAGAGUACAAAGAGCAUUUCGACGCCCUGGCCUCUCUUCUCGCAGACUUCCCACAACUCAUCGCACACACUUCGCUUGUCUUCGUUCCGGGUGACAACGAUGCCUGGCCUAGCGCUUUCUCAGGUGGUGCCGCGGUGCCUUUACCCAGAAGACCUGUUCCUAGUUUAUUCACCAACCGAAUAAGAAGAGUCGUUGCAGAGGCGAAUAGAGAGGUCUGGGGAACCGGGAAAUCGAAAGGGAAAGAAGGGGAUGUGGUUUGGACAAGUAAUCCCUCACGUCUCAGCUGGUUCGGCGUGAAAGGUGAAAUGGCAGUGAUGCGCGAUGAUGUCCUAGGCCGGCUCCAUCGAACUAGCAUUCGGUUCUCUAAGCCGGAGAGCGGUGAUGAGGAAGAAGAUAUGCCCGACGCGACUACGGAAGAGUGUCAAGCCCACGAGACCAUGGACCUCGAUGACGCAAACCUGCCCACACAACUCAACCCGUCCCAGCACAACCAAGAGCAGCUUGAUUCCGACACGCAAAUCGCACGCUCCCUAACCCGCACGCUUCUCUCGCAAUCCCAUCUCUCGCCUUUCCCGCUGUCAGUCCGUCCACUCCAUUGGGAUUAUGGACACACCCUAAAUUUAUACCCCUUGCCGACUGCACUGGUUGUCGCAGAUAAAGACGCCCCGGCCUUUGUAGCCAAGUAUUGUGGUUGUACGGUUAUGAAUCCGGGGCCGAUUGAUGAGAGCGGGGGACGAGGGAGAAAGGAAGGCAGAGCAAGGUGGGUGGAGUUUGAGGUUAGGACUGGGGUUGGGGUUCCCUCGGGCGUGAAUAGCAUGACAGGGAGGGACUAUGCGGUCUAUAAACAAGGAGCUGAUAUCUCGGGCAUAGACUGUCUAAAUCGGGAAUACCUUGGCGGUCUGAGGGUAGAUGGGAGGAGCCUUCAGCGGCCAUGGUGCCAAACACAGGAAACCGGAGGGAUUAAUCCAAGUGCACAACUUGGUCGCUAUGGCUUUGAUUUCGGUGCGAGAGAGCGUAAACAGUGA